Aspergillus chevalieri is the source of this 1785-nucleotide messenger RNA. RefSeq lists its product as uncharacterized. The coding region runs from base 1 to 1785 and encodes 594 amino acids. The record is from RefSeq and is a predicted model, not a curated record. The transcript has a single exon. NCBI's taxonomy places the organism in Eukaryota, Fungi, Ascomycota, Eurotiomycetes, Eurotiales, Aspergillaceae.
AUGCCCAAAAAACGACAUAACCCGAUCUUCACAAAGCCUGUCGACACUCCGCAUCAUACUCUUCUCAGUUCUCCUCGAAAUUCUCAAAAUGACAGGUUCCGAUCAUCGUCAAGCGCCCAGCCAUCCGUCAACGACCUGAUUCAUCAUCUCCGCCGCACCCAAGUAUCCAGCUCUGAUGAUCGUACCUCAAGUCCCUCCGGCGUCAUCACUCCUCGAUCUGUGCAUCCCUCUCUGCGAAAUCUUCUCGAACUCCCCGAAACGCCGCCUCCGCGACCCCGCCCCAAUGCGCGCCGUGUCGGCGUUGGACGAUUGAGAAGAACCCCGGGACCCCCGCCACCAGAGAGCUGGCUAUUGGGAAAUAACCAAAGUACCAGCAACGAACCCGAUUCCGAACAAGACGAUGUCGAUACCGCCGCAGAAACAGAACGAGUUAUCUACCGACUAGAACGACUACCGGGGACGACAUUCCCUCCGCGAAAUGGCCUAUUACACAUGACUCUCAAGGCCAUGGCCCAGCACUGGGCAUGGCAUGUAGCAUACGAUGGACAGUUUCUGGCUAUGCUCCCUGCGCAAGUUAAAGUGUUGUUGCUGAGUUAUAUUACUGUUUAUGGGAGGGAUCAGCCGCUGAGGGGGUUGGUGCGUGGGUUGAAACCGUUGAUUGCUGUCGAUGAGAGCGACGAGGAUUAUCAAGGGUCUGAAUUGGAUGGUAUCUCCCGAUUGGACUUUGGCGGUGCACUGGGAAGAUGGAUGGGGUUCAAGGAGCUUAACAAUGAAUUGUUUCUGUCGCAGAGGCCUGAUGCCGUAAACUUACCGCGCAAGUCGAAGGAACCUGUCCCGGCAUCAUGGGAGGAUUACGAGGAAGAAGCUUCAUCUAUACCAAAGUCUCUUGAGCACGGCUGUCGAUUUGAGAACCUCCGCUUUCUGUCCCUGGCGCACCCCCAUCCUUCCGCCGCGAACUGGAAAUCCCUCCUCAAGCUACUCUCCCGUUUAUCGAUUCUCACUCAUCUAUCACUCGCCCACUGGCCCGUUCCAACUCUCACACCAAACGCCAUUAACGCUCGCGUUCGCCACCCAACUCACAGAUCCCUCACGUUCUCUUACGGCGGCACAGACAGCUACUCCGCUAUGGAGAACAACUGGGCCGAAGCAGCGGGUAUCUUGCGCAAACUAUCACAUGCUACUUACUGCCUGAAAUGGCUGGAUCUCGAAGGUUGUGGUGACUGGAUUCCGGCGCUAAGUUGGACGGGACACGGCCCUGAUGGCGAGGUAUAUCGCACGGGACCUGAGUGGAACGGAGCUUGGAGAGAUAUUGAGUGGAUUUGUUUGGGACCUGGGUGGUUGCCGCAUAUUGAUGAUGCUGAGAUUCUUGGUAUGCAUACUCGUGAUGCUGGUGCCGGAAGGCCAUCAACGUCGGCGGGGACGCGGCCACAACAGCAACAAGCGUACCAAUCGCCUGCGUUCCGAUCACUAGCAUCGUCCAUCCACGCACCGCCAACCCCGCCGCCAUCUUUGUCCCGUAUAAGGGGAAUCGAGACCGAUGACGAUGAUAGCGGGAGUGAUACUUCCUGGGACGUGGAAGUCGAACGCGUCAAGUACCGACGCGCGAAGGAGCUAGAGCGUUAUCGGGAGACUGUGCGUACCGCGAGGACGGUCCAGCAACAGGUGCAGCAGCUCAGACGGGAAGGAAAGGGGAAGUGGGUGAAUCUCUCGCUUGGGAUCGAGGAACUUAAGGAGGAUGUACUUAGGGGUUUGCUGGGGGAUGAGCACAUGGGUUUCCUUCCGUAG